Paramuricea clavata is the source of this 729-nucleotide messenger RNA. The record is from the annotation of a GenBank genome assembly. Lineage: Eukaryota; Metazoa; Cnidaria; Anthozoa; Malacalcyonacea; Plexauridae.
AUGGCAGCCAGUUUUAAGGUUCCACAGUUGACUAUUUCUAAGGUAAAACAAACGACAAAUCUACCCAAAUUUGAUUGGAAACGAUUCACCAAAGAAAAGAAGCUGGGAAGUGGCGGUUUUGGGAAAGUUUACCUCGGAAAAUAUGAAGGAGAAAUCGAAAAAGUCGUCGUUAAGAAGAUGAAAGGUGAAAACUACGACGCAAAGUCACGUUUUAUUAAAGAGGCAAAACUUUUAAACGUAACGCAGGGCCACAGAAAUAUAGUGAAAUUUUUAGGGUUUUGUGAAGAGCCGGGCUCUAUAUUGAUGGGAUACGCGUGUUUUGACUUUGGCCCGUUUGAUAUAGAAAAACGUGUCAGCACUUUGUCGAACUUUCUUCACCUCGUCGAUGACGAUUUUGACUUUACAUCAUUUGCAGAACUGUUGCCAGUAUGUGCUAAGGAUAUAAUAACCGGUUUGGAGUAUCUCCAUAAUAAGAACAUUGCCCAUAGAGAUCUUAAACCAGCUAACAUCUUAGUCUGUAACCAACAUUACAGUAACCCGUGCCUUAUAAAAACUGAUUUCAAAACUGCCUACGCCGACUGCCCAAUUGUUUGUAAGCUGGCAGAUUUUGGUCUGAGUAGAUCUCUUGAACUACAAACCAAGACAGUUUUGAUGUCCAAAACGCAAUGCAUAGGUCGUGGUACUCUCGAAUACAUGGCACCUGAGAUUCACUCUGCCAAAACAAUCUAG